AAAAGAUAAGUUUUGUGCAAGGAGGUGAGGAGUCUUGUUCAAAGCUCCUCCCUUGUCUUAGAAGAUGACAAAUCAGCAUUUCUAUGAGAUGGUCAACCGCAAGGUAUACCUCGAGACACUGUCCCAGGACCACUCUAAGUAGAGAUAGCAAGGCAGGAAUGAAGUUCACAGAAGCUCCUCUUCCUAAAUCCUUGUUGGACAUGGAUGUAGCCAAUUACUGUGAAGGUUUGGACCCUACCUUUAGCACCCUGGGCUUUGAGAAUGCAGAGGUGCUUUAUUCUGGUGAAAGCAUGCCGACAGAGCCCAGUCAAGGAGAAACUGGCGUGAGCUCCAACUGCGCAAUCUGUGGCGACAAAGCUACAGGUAAACAUUACGGUGCUUCCAGCUGCGACGGCUGCAAAGGCUUCUUCCGCAGGAGCAUCAGGAAGAGUCACGUGUACUCAUGCAGGUUCAAUCGUCAGUGUGUUGUUGAUAAAGAUAAGAGGAACCAGUGCCGGUUUUGCAGGCUUCACAAAUGUUUUCGAGCUGGAAUGAAGAAAGAAGCCGUUCAGAAUGAGCGCGACCGUAUCAGCUCCAGGAGGAACAUGCAGGAGUCACAUGACCUGCCGCCAAUCACGGCCCUCGCUCAUGCUGAAUCUCUCUCACAGCAGAUCAACGUCGCCAGUCCGGUGGGCCCUGCAGAUGUCUCAGAGAAAAAAUCGGCGACUGUCGCUGAUGUCUGUGAGUCGAUGAAGCAGCAGCUGCUCGUUCUGGUAGAAUGGGCUAAAUACAUCCCGGCUUUCGGUGAAUUGCCACUUGAUGACCAGGUUGGUUUAUUGCGAGCACACGCUGGUGAGCACCUUUUGCUCGGGGUUGCCAAGAGGUCAAUGUCAUACAAAGACAUCUUGCUUCUAGGUAACGGAUGCAUCAUCCAUCGAAACUCCCCCGAGCCGGAGAUAGGUCGGGUGGCUAACCGUGUUUUGGAUGAACUGGUGUUACCCUUUCAAGACAUCCAAAUAGACGACAAUGAAUAUGCAGCUUUGAAGGCUAUUGUGUUCUUUGACCCUGAUGCCAAAAGCCUAAGAGACCCUUCUAAGAUCAAGGCGAUGCGGUAUCAGGUUCAAAUGAGUUUGGAAGACUACAUUAAUGACCGGCAGUAUGACUCGCGCGGGCGAUUCGGAGAGCUUUUGCUUCUUCUUCCUACCCUGCAGAGCAUUACAUGGCAGAUGAUUGAGCAGCUACAGUUUAUCAAGCUGUUUGGCAUGGCCAAGAUAGAUAAUCUGCUGCAGGAGAUGCUUCUCGGAGGUCUAACCACUGAACAGCCUCACUUACAUCACAACGGUCACCCGCAGAUACCAGUAACAGGGCAGACCAUAGUCAUUAGCUCAAUACCUGGACAUUCACAGCAGAUAGUUUCUUUAGCAUCUCCAGAGACCCCCAUUCCUUCCCCUACUUCAGUACAGAUUCAAGAGGUCUACAAGACUCCCGGCAGCCCGGCUCUUCUGCUUCCACCACAGCCCAUGUCAAACAGACCAUCUCCUGAGCCUCCACUAUAAGGCUCCACCGACGUCGUUCUCUUUCGGGCAGGUGCAUUAGAGCCCUGUGUGUUUGUAUAUGUGUAAAUUAUGUGAGCAAACUUUGACCCUUCCUUGCCUCCUGUGCCACAUAUUUAUGUGAAAGGGAUCUUCUGCUACCGGUCCACUGAAACAAAUAAAAAAAUAAAGACCACCAAAUGAAAAUUGUGAAAAUAAGUCCCUGUUAAGCCAUUAAAAACUGUUUCUAAAUUUUUUUUAAUAUAUUGCUAAAACACGCCACAAAGACUGUAAACUAUGUAGUACUAAAUUGCAGAGUUAGAUCAUUGAACAGUUUUUCACCAUUUCUGAGUUCAGGAUUUUUUAGGGGGGCCUAAAACGGUGGCUCGAUGAUGCACUUGACACGACUCCGCCCAUAACACGAUCGAGAGCAUUCAUUAAGGUUUAGCAGUAAUUGAAAGUUGAGACAAACGGCAACUUUUCCGCAAGUGGGCGUGGUUUCAGUGCAGACAGCGGUCACGCCCCCAGUGUUUAAGAGCAGAGAAUCCUAUGUAUUUUUCUAAGAUUUUAAUAACUUAUUUUAUUUACUUGGCGUUUUUUCCAUCGUUUAAAUUUGGUUGGGUGGUUAUUAACACAUUUUUCACCUGAUCUCACAAAGUUCCGUGGGAUAGUGACAGAAUUUUUUGCUAAUUUUUCCGUGGCAUUCUCACGGAUGUCCGCAUUUUUCCGUGGCCCUACCACUGACUUUCUUUUCCGUGGCUUUCUUACGGAUUGGUUACUCAACUGUUUUGUCCUAUUUUCUUACCAUUGUUGCUUUGGUUUAGGGUUAGAUUUACAUAAAAUGACAUCCUUACCCAAACCCAACUUACUCUAACCCCAACGCCAGGCGACAGUUGUUUAAAGCAAUAGUUAAAGUGACAUACUAACGCAAACACCAAAUCUAACCUUAAACCGAAGCGACAAUGGUUUGAAAAUAGGAAAAAGUAGUUGAGUAACCAAUCCGUGAGAAUGCCACGAAAAGGAAAAUCCGUGGUAGGGCCACGGAAAAAUGCGGAGAUUCGUGGGAAUGCCAUGGAAAAAUGAGCAAAAAAUUCUGUGACUACCCCACGGAACUUUGUUAGAUCAUGUUGCAUUUUUCUGUGGUGUGACAUACUAAGAAUACAUUUAAUAUGUGACUUUACAGGGACUUAAUUUAUUGUUUUGAAAAACAUUCGCGUUUUUUAUAUGGGCAUAGGUAUGGUUUCUCUUUUAUUAACCCAGCGCUGGUAAACUAGUGAUUGUAGAUAUUAUUUGUUUAUUAACAUCAAAUUAUUUUCAGUUGCAAAAAUAUUUCUGUCAAAUAAAGUUUAAAUUUAAUUUAUUAACAAAAUUAUAGUAGGCUAUGUAAUGAAUGUUAAGUUUUGCUUGAAAGUGAGUACAAUAAAUAAACACUUUAUCCGUCUAAA
Misgurnus anguillicaudatus (oriental weatherfish) is the source of this 2956-nucleotide messenger RNA. RefSeq names its product hepatocyte nuclear factor 4, gamma (gene hnf4g). Gene Ontology annotation, biological process: regulation of DNA-templated transcription. The record is from RefSeq and is a predicted model, not a curated record. Lineage: Eukaryota; Metazoa; Chordata; Actinopteri; Cypriniformes; Cobitidae. Gene Ontology annotation, molecular function: RNA polymerase II cis-regulatory region sequence-specific DNA binding; nuclear steroid receptor activity; zinc ion binding. Gene Ontology annotation, cellular component: nucleus.